Sitodiplosis mosellana (orange wheat blossom midge) is the source of this 17820-nucleotide messenger RNA. RefSeq names its product neuronal calcium sensor 2. Bases 11220 to 11948 code for a protein of 242 amino acids. Lineage: Eukaryota; Metazoa; Arthropoda; Insecta; Diptera; Cecidomyiidae. Gene Ontology annotation, molecular function: calcium ion binding. The transcript has 6 exons. The record is from RefSeq and is a predicted model, not a curated record.
AAGAAAAAAAAAUGUGUACAUAUAAUCCCAAAUACAGUAACGCGCGGUUUCGCCUGUCUCCUAAUGCUGCAAUAUACACGCAUACAACGAUAAAGCACGGACGUACAGCGUACGAGAAACGCACGCACACCGUUGCACAUCCACGACAAAUGUAAUGCGACCAAAUAGAACGAAAUGAAAAUAACUCUCGAGUAAUAUGCAAAAAUAAUCAUCUGUCAAAAAGUUAGUUUAGUGUUCUAUUCUGCAAACAGAAAAAAGAAAAAAGAAAUAAUCUAUACAAAAAAGACUACAAAGCAUACGACGAAAACCAUUGCAAUACGGAAUUUAAAUAUACAGUGAAAUCAACCAGUUCAUUGCUUCUUUAGUUGAAUUGUUUUUAAGUAAUCCUUUUUUUUUAUUUAAUUCCAACAUAAAAAGGCAUUUUAGUAAAUAAUUCGCGUAUUAUAAAGGAAAAAAGAACAAAAAAAUCACACCGAAUCUAUCUGCAAUUGAUGGACCAGCUAAAGGGAAUCAUAACAAUACCGAAUCUCCCAAAAUUCAGCUGCAAAUAGAAAUAAAAACACAAAAUGUGUGUAUGUGCAUGUGUGAUUUCAUACUUUGAUUUAUUAUUAAUCCAACUAAACGAAACAGUAUAGCGAAAAAAAAAGGUUUUUGUUGUCUCAUAUAUUCUGCCUUGUGUUGUAAAUAGUUUUAAUUUUCAUUUUCAGUGGUUUUGUGUCCAUUAAAUUGUUCACAAAUUACCUUAAUGCGUCCGUUGUCAAAUCAUUAUUUUUUCUGUUCACAUAUUCGGUUUUAUCGUUCGUUUCUUUUGUUUUGGUCAGCUGUAAUGCAAACCGAAGUUCCAUUUUAAAUUCAAUCAAUCAAUUAGUGAUGUGAUUGUGUACCGAUUUAGUUGAAACUGUUGUGCUUUUCAGUUAUUUUGCUAUAAAAGAAGGAGAAGACGACGAAACAACGAAUACUCUUGUUUUUGUCAAUAUUGCCAAAUUGUGUGUGCGUGCGUUUUCUUUUCAAAUUCAUCCUUUCAGUUUGAUUUUAUUUGAUUCCCCACCUUUUUUCUAUCAUCGUUGCGAUUGAAUCGAAUAUCGGCAUGUAUUUAUGUAUUUGAUUAAAUUGCUCGUCAUUUAGUCAGAUCUGUAUGCAGUUAUUGUUGAAAAAAUAAAGAUUUUUGUUGGUCUUUUUUCUUCAAACUUAUUUUUCACAUAUCGUUUCUGGUUCUUGAUUGUGUGCUAAAGCAGUGAAUAAGUGCACAUAUGAGAAACGACGUAUUUUUAGUGAUUCAAAUGUGUCUCAUCAUCGAAUAAGUAAAACAUUGAAAACAACAUAAGCCGAAAAUCUCUGAGAAACUGAACAGUAAUCAUAAAAAUAUUACAGAGAGAAAUUAUUGCAAGUAGAACGAGUAAAAUCGAGCGAAAACAUCAACGAAGAGAACAAGGGUGAAAGAGACAUAUAUCCCAGCUAGCCAUAACAACAACAACAACCAAAAAACAACACAUGAAGGAAUGAGAGAAAAGACGCACCUAUAAACAUCAACCCAAACGUAAAUUAUGUAUGUAUUUUUGCAUUUUCUUUAAACGAAAUCUUAAAUUAUUAUUCAAAGCUUUUUAUCCGAUUACCCAAGACGAACGGAAGAACAUCUCCUUUCAAUUUGAUUACAUGGCCUUAUUUCAUACGGUUUCUUGAACAUUUUUCUGUCAAAUUUCGUGCGAGGCAUAGUAAACAAUAGAUUUAUUUGCUAGAUAAAAAAGAACGAGUGAAAAAGAGGGGGAAGAAAGGGAAGAAAUGAUACCCAAAAAAAAUGCAUGAAUAACUUGGGUAAAGUUUCUGAUACAGAUAUUGUUAAGAUAAGAAAUUCGUUCGCGUUUCAUGUUAAAUAACCUUUUCUCAUCUAGAUUCACAUAUCAUUUGUGUGUUUGUUUGUUUUUUUUUCUUUCAUAUCACACUUCACACAUUUGGUGUAUAGCAUGCACCAUACUUUACAAGAGUACAAAUUGAUCGCAUGUGGAAGACAUGUAUGGUCUACUAGAAAUCGCAUUCACCACUCACAUAUAUCAAUCAUAGCAAUAUGCUAAGAGUUCAAUGCAUUCCGGUGAAAACGAUCGUGAACGAGCUAAGUGAAAAUGCGAACGGAUAUUUUUUUUUCCUUCUUUUUUCAAUUAAAAAAAAAUAUCAUCGUCGAUGCCAAUUCGAAUGAGAUACAUUUUUUUUCUUGACUUCUUCUCCUUCUUCUUCGAUUUUUCUUAUGUGCGGCUGUUCGUCCGAGAUGCAAGCCAAGAAAUGUCACACACUGUAUGUGCUCUGUUAUUAUUGCACGAUUGCAAUGCACCAUUCACAAUUCAUAAUGGAUUUGUGUGUGUAUCAAUGUGUCUGCUUUUAUGUGUCGACACUUGACAACAACAAAAAAAACCACACUUAUUAUAUAGAUUUACCUUUAGUGACGCAAAACCAAGCAAAUUCUCAGUCAAACACAACAUGUGAGAAUUUGUAACCAAUACCGUACCGACAAUUCAAACAUCUGUGUUUGAGAUAGAACACUUCGCAAACUGAGAACGAUUUAAUAUGGAAUCUUUAUGUAUAGAAGCAAGGGGCAAUAGACAAAAUUACCACUAUUCAUUUAUGAUCACCAUUUUGGACAACGUGAAACGUCUGUAGCACUAAAGAUUUAUCAAAUUGUCAUAUAGCGGCAUUAUAUUGGUAGCCGCAAUAUGUGACUUAUAUUAUUAUGGUGCGUUUGCCCACCAACAAAAUUCAAACAUAAAUAACACAUUCCAUUCAUUUCUGAUUUGAAAAAAAAAACAUAUUCCCAUAAAAUCGUUCUGUAGUGGGUUCCACACACUCCUAGCGGUUUGGUCUCACUUCAAGAGUUCAAUAUAUAUCUGUUGUGUGUUUUUUCUUAUUGUGUCUGUCUCUAGUAGUUUUUGCCGCGUUGCUCGCUUAGUGCAAAUUCGGUGUGGAUUGAAAUACUGAAAUUGAAUUUUUUAACCAAUGCGCAUGAACGCAUACGAUUUUAAAUCAGUUUUGGUAGGUUACAAUUUAUUUUUUGAAAAAUGACAUCCACCAUGAAUAUUAGCGCAAUGUCUUCGAGGCAUAUUCUAUUUUGUACCGGCUGCAUUUUUGCUCACCAUUUCUGAAUAGCCAUUCAACGUUUAUCCCAGCAGCUCAUCUCAACUGUGACAAAUUAGAUCGCAGCCAGUUCACAGAAAUGAACAUGUAAGUAUUAGCUACAAGAAAAGAGAAGGAUCAAAAACAACUUGAAAAAGUAAAAAAAAAAGAUGUGCGAAUUUCUAUACAAUAUAUAAGCCAAGCAAAUAUGGAGUGAACGAUGUCAACGUGAUAAAUGAUUUUUUUUUAUAUUUCUGCUAUUCAUUUUUGGCGAUGAAAGCUUACGUGCGUUUUGCGAUUGUUUUAUCUCACAUAUCAUACCAUCAAGCAAUAAUACACUUAUACAUUUGUAUCGAGUAGCUGAACAAACGACGCACGUUCGUACAUAUGUAUUUAUGUGAAUCAAAUUUUUUGUAUUGAAUUACAUACAAGGAAAAAUGACUUCACUGGCAGAAAUAGCGCCAAUAUCUGAGUCAAUCAUAGAAUAUGUCAAAUGAAUGCGAGAGUAGAAGUCCGCUGAACAUAUUUAACGUAUUCUUUUUCUUUAUAUUGUUUUUUCAAUGAAUGAGAAAAUGGUUAUGAACCACCGGUAGCAAAUAAAAGAGAACAAAAAAGAGACAUUAUCUCGUAUGACUCAAAAAAUGGAAUUGAAUCUCAUGCAUCAUCAUUGUUGAAAACUGGGCUAAGCGGUUUCUCUCUCCCUCUGUUCCUCCCUCUCUAUAUAAUUCUCGGUGUGUCGGCAGCUAGUUAUUAGAUCGAUUUUCCGGAAAUGAGCAUGAAAACAUGUUUAUCGUAAUGCCAAAAUAGUUGAAGACAACACACCAAAAUUGUUCUCGCACAUGAUAUGAGGCUAAGCUCCGCGAUCCCCGAUAAGCAGCUCAAUUUUAGUACAACAAUAAAAUAAGCGAAGCGACCGUCAAAAUAUAUGCAAUAAAAUCAAGGCACACGAAAAAGCCAAACACAUACAAGUGCCCGCGAAAUAUAUUUUCAAAAGAAACGAACAACGAAUGACAGGAAAAAGGGCAAACACUAUUUUGAUUACAUAUAUGUGGGUAAUUUUCAGGCGACAAAAAUGAGUAGCAAUGUUUGCAUUGGAUGCGAAAAUAUCAUCUCAUCAUGUUUUGUUAAUGCAAACCUAUAGUUUUUCGCAUAUUUCGGCAGCGAGUGAAUUCGAAAUUCAAUCGACAACAUCGUCGCGUUCCCGGCAUUGUUGCUGAUUUAGCUGCUGCUUGACGGCAUUUUAUUUACAUUGCUAAACGGCGAUUGCCAUAUGUGAUGCCAAUUUGAAUAUUUCGUUCAAUAUUUGUAUUGUUACUUCAAAUAGUUUGCGACAUUUCCACAUUGAUGCGUUCCUUCAUUGGUUAAUUGUGGCGCUUCAAUCGCAAUGCCACAUAGCUACUGUUCGGCUGGUAUGAAAGUUGCGCUCGGAUUCGGUUUUGUUCUAUUAAAACUUUGUUUGUUUAUUUUUGUAACAUCACGAUUAAUUUGACUUAUGCUCAGAAAUUCGGUAAGCUCAACUUUGUCUUCUAUUCAUUUCGUACCGUUCUCUUUCAUUCGUUCGCUCGCUCGUUCGCUUUCCCGUCGUUGUUGUCGUCGUUGUUGUCGUCGUCGUUGUCGUUGUCGUUGUUGUCGUCGUCAUCGUCAUCGUCUUUUGUCGUUGUUGUUUGAUGCGUUGUCUUACUUAAAUUAGCACACAGUGGCAAUGCCAUUUCAUAGGAUUGCUUCUUCAGCGCGUUGUUUACAUUUCAAUUCAAUUAUAAUCUCUCCGCUUAGUCAUUACUGAUCCGACUGCGUCAUAUACUGUCGAAAGUCUCUUUAUGAGUUUUGGGCAUAUAAGACAAUCAUUUUACUGCUCGCUGUUCUAUUCAUGAAAGGGGCUUUUGCUCAUUUGUUUUGCCGCUCGGAAAUAUGCAUACCGAGCCACCAGCAGCAGCAGCAGCAGACAAAUUUCAUCCUUUCCACCAAAAUGCCACUGAAAGCGUAUGUGAGAUUGAAAGCGAGAACAGAAUUGGAAUAGGGAAUUUCAUAAUGGCAUUACAUCGGCAUUUGAAUGAUGUAUGUCGCGUGAUUCUUUACAUUUGGCUUGUUAAAUUGAUGUGUGACAAUUAAAAAAGAAGGAACAUAAGAAGAACGCAGACUGAAUGUGUCUCGACCACCAGUCAUAUAAAUUUGAAGGAAAAAAACGAAACACUUGUGCGCGAAUGAAUUGCUUCAUUUGCAACAUUAGUCUUUACACCGUCUUAACAAAGCCAAACAAAUGUAAAAAAAGGCAACGAGAGAAGAAGAAAAUAACAACAAACGUUAGAAAAGAAACGGCGCAAAAAUGUCGAACGCCCAAAAACUUACAUCGCAAAUUAAAGAAGAAGAAGAAGAAAAAGAAAAGAAAUGCACAUCGGAAAGAAAUGACACGAACCGAACGCGAAGAAAAAAACAACAAUGACAAUGAUGUGUUCAUUUUUAUGCAACGAAGGGACAAAAAUUCGCUCUAAGGUUUAGUCGGAAAAAGCGGUGCUGCAUUUUUGCAUAUGAAAUGCAUAAAGGGAAGUUUGCCUCAUGAAUCCCGGUGCUAGUCCGAAUUGACAAAGAGCUGAUAUAAAUUGCAUACAGUUUGAAGUUGUACAUCACACAGCUGACAGACCAACAACAUGAAUCGUAAAUGGAAGAUAUUCAGCAAAUGAUGCUCUAGCGGCAUCUAUACGGUAGAGUUUGGAAAUUUGAUUAAAUGAUUUCGUUACAAGGUUUACCCAAAUAUUGGAAAUGGUAUUUGUCAAAAAUGGCAUUUCAAACGUCAUUCAUGAUUCAUGUUAGUGAACUUCCGAUAGGGACAAACAGAACUCUGAAAGGUUUUGGAUCUGUUGAAUAUAAUAACAUUGUGCUUCACAGCGUUGUGGCAGACACAAAAGGCUUUUUGCCAGACAAACGUCACGAGCAUGUGAAAAAUAAAAGUAUACGGGAAAAUAGUUUGCAAUGACGUUGAAAUGUGGUGAAUGUGCCAAGAAUCGAAUGCAGACGAAAGCCAUGCCAAAGGAGACGCUAUAAUAAUUUUAAUAAAUAUCUUCAGUGAAGUUAAAACAUUUGCCAAACUACCUAUUAUCGCAUACCUUUUUAACACUUUCAUGUGGACAGUUAAUGGUAUUUGAUGUUUAAAAUCAAUUCAAAAGAGAUGAAAACUAUCCGCACUCGGUUCGCAAACAUCUCUCUCUCUGGAGAGAAACAAAAUUCAAAGCAGCACUAACACAACAAGGAAGCUGAUUGUAUGGGCCUAUUUUCAGCGUAUACAUAAUCGCUAAAAUGGUUCAUUUCAUGUUCAUGCUGAACUAUGCUGAACUAUGCUGAACUAUGCUGGACAAUUCAUCAACACAUUUGACUUUUUCGGCAUGAGAGUGUGAUCAAAAGUAAAAUUCGAUUCUAAAGUAAAUGUGGGAGGCGAAAAUACAGUACAUUAAGCAAUACGGCACGUGUGCAGCCCAUAAAAAAUAAAAAUUAAACUUGCAAUAUGAGAAUAAAGCAAGGACAAAGAAGGAUCCGAAGGAAGGAAAAAAAAAUACAGGCCAUUGGGAUGUACAAAUGUGAUGUAUCUUGUUGUACAUUCAAGUGCAUUUUCUUGCCAAUUUAUAUCUCUUUUGGCAUAGUGAAAUGGUGAAUACACUAUCGUUGUAAAAGGAGUGCGCCUUGAUGGUUUCUAAGACGCCCUUUGUGACAAAUUAUCUACAUAUAUACACAACAUUUUGCGGCAUCAGAAGUUUUUUUCCAUUGGAUUCAUCGCAUACAGAACAGAGAAUGAGAGCUGGGAAAAGCGAACAGCUCACAUGAGCUUAAACAUUUUAAUGGUUCAGAACUGUGUAUACAUUUUCAUGCACGUAUCAAAUGUCUACAGAUACGCAUUACGUGUAAACACCAAAAGUUAAGCAAUUUGAAAUGGAAAAAACGAAAAAUACGCACAAAAGACCAAUAAAAAAAAAGACACGAAGCGAGUGGCGAAUUUGCUCAGUCAAUGUGGUUUCGAUGCGAAAACGGGGGAAAAGAACUGGAGCUUACCGUAUGUGCAAUCGAAACCGAAACAUGAUUUUGAUAAAAAAAUAAGGUGAUUUGUGCCGUAUUCGAUGUCAUCUUCCAUUCGAACACAUUGCAUUUGGCACAAAAGAAUCCGGCAUUCAAGAAAUUGGCCAUCGAAAUGGCAUAUGAUGGAUUUGCUACGAUGUUAAUCAUCGCUUGGACGGAGAAAAUAGGAGGAAUGCGUAAUUGAUGUAGUGUACAUUUGAGUAAAUUCGUACUUAUAUCGUAUGUAUAUAUGAGACCUUUGCAGCAGUAUAUGAAACUGUUUUAAAAUCCGAUGGGCAUUGGAACGCGAUUUUUUUUUACUGAAAAUUGUCAAUGACCAAAGAAGACGGCCAAUUUCUUGAUUCAAAAUCUUUUAUCUGGCACACUGGUUCCCGUAUUCCCAUUUUUCCUUUUCACAGGCCCACAGUCUCAUUGGGCUUUCGACUGAAUCACUGUGUUUAGUCGUUUCGAUUUCAUUGUGUGUACAACGAUUGAACUCUAGUUAAUCACAGUCAAUUUACAAAAGUGGGCAAAUUAAUGCGAUUUCUAUAUUUCAUUCAGCUUUGCCACGCACCAUUCACAUGCCCAGUCAGCUAACAAGUAUAAUCAUUUUUAUGACAAUCAUAUUUUUCGGAUGGAAAAAGAUGAGAUGGCUGAGAGUCAAUUUGCCGACGAAUAGGACAAAGAACCCAUGAGGACGAUUAAUAGCAAUAUUACACAAAGAUUUAUUAAAAUAUGUGCAACGAACCGACCAGUCACAAUCAAUAACACCCCAAGCAGAUCUUUAUUCAACCUUUCAAGAAUUUAUUUACGCGACGCCAGUGCCACGAACACACGAGCAUUUGAAAAGCUCGCCAAAACACACACACAUACUCAAUUUUUCAAGAAUACAAAUCACAACCAAACGCCAUCAGCCCCGUCAUUAUAGCGGGCAAUAAAAACAGCACGAACGGCCAGAACAAGAGCCAAAAUGAUGCCAUGCAAAUUCCAUUAGUUGGAAGCGCUUAGGGAUUUUCCCAUUGGUUUUAUUGUUUAUAUCACACGCGCACAACUUUUUUGCUAUAAUAGCAAUGCGAGAAUGCGGUAUCGUACUCUUUAAGGCCAAGUACAUUUAAGCGUUGCGCUUUUUUCAAGUUUUUUUCCCAUUCAUUUUACAUAAAUCUAUUUGUUCAAUUGAAUUUAUAUUGGCCAUUGCAGAUGCAUAGUGCACAGAGACUUGAACUGGUAAUUGGAAAUAAAUUCCAAUUAAGGAGCAGCUAAUGAACAAAAACAGCUGCAUGAGUAAUGGUUUUGUUGAAGUAGCCACCUUAAAGAUACAUAGUGAGUCUUCACAUGUUGAUGCGAUGAAUCCACGUUUCAUCAAAUCUAAGCAGCGCAUAUGAACCUAAAAAUACCCGAAUUUAUGAUAAUUACGCGCGCUUUUGUGUGGGCGUUUGUGCAUAUUAUAUUAAUAUUUCAUGUAGCUAAAAAAAAGCUCCAGAACGAUAUGUUUAUGUUAAAAUCGUCUGUAUCAAGAAAAUAGAAACAUAGCAACUGAUUUGCCUCCCUUGUCACCUAGCUCACGAUAAAAUGAAAUGUAAUGCAUUCACAGACGAGAGAAGAGAGGGUCGUCGCUAUGAAUACUCAUUUAUGUAAUCUUUCUUAUAAUGGUUUGAAGGUUUUACUAAAUGGUAUCUAAAGAAGGAACUGGACGUUUCGAAGGCGCACCUUGCUUUUAAGUUUCCGUGUUAAAUGGCCAAUGAAUGCAAACACUGUUUCAUUUGGUAUCUAUUGUAUAGUCGUAUGCCAAAACAAACGCCGUGGCUUGGCUCCGUUAAAAGAAUAUGAAAGCAUAGCAAACAUGGCGUAAAGAUAAAUAGAUAGAGAUAGACAUACCGACAGACGGAGAGAGAGAGGGAGGGAAAGGGAAUGGUUAAGAACAACAAUUUCUACACAUUAUCAUUGCCAGGUGUUCAAAGUGUUGAAAUGGCCGUGGGUUGCCAACACAGAGCCCGUGAUCCGCAUAUAAUGCCUGUAGCGCAAACAGUCCGAACAACGAGAACGACACAGAGUUCAGAACGAGCAAAGGAAGGGAAAGCUUGGCCAAUGGGAAAUAGCAAUUGCCCAUCCUAAUAUCAUUGUAAUCAAGGCAUGUGUGUGUGUUAAACAGUAUAGUUAAAAUUAUUUCAUACACACAUUCUGGCCGAAAAACAGAAUUCUUGUUUGGCCGUCGUUCUUUUCGUCAGGCUUACGUUUAGCUUCUUCAAUAAUUUGUUACUGCCAACUUUUAUACGUUAAGCAAAAGUAGAAUGUGGAUUGCGUGUUUUUGGCUCACUUUCGCGAAGAAAACGAAAAAAAAUAAUAACACAAUUUCACUUCUGGCUGCCAGUUUUCAUUGUUGCCGCCAUCGCUGCUGCUGCUGCUGCUGCUGCUGUUAUUGCCGCUGCUUGUUGUUGGUGUUGGUGGUGUUUUUUUUCUAUUUGAUUUGCUUAUGUGUGUGGCUCGAUGCUCGCCAUUCGUAUUCAACCCACUCUCGGUUUCUAUGCUCAUUUCCUUCCUCUAUUUUCACAAGCGAAAAAUUCUACUUAAACUUCCAGCGAUUCGCCCGCUACAAUUCGCCAAAGUUAUUACUUUUGACUUUAGUUGGAACGUGAAAACCGUUGAAAACAGCAGGCAUAAAUGAUUUUGCUACUUAUUUGCGCGUUUGUUUAUCGCGAGAAAGUUUUUUUUGUGCAGUUUUUUUGUGUCGGCCGUUGUGUGCUCCUCAUUACCAGACCUUUGUUUGAUCAUUCAUUGCUAUCCAUGUGAGUGCCAUCAAUUUUAAUUUCAUUGUUGUUGUUUCACAUCUGUUUGCCCGUGAUGUUGCAUUCUCGUUAAUUCUUCCAAUUAGUUUUUUUUUCUCCAUCCCUUCGCUUAUGUUUGGGCGCUGCAAAUGAGAAGGUGGUUUGCAUUGUGUAGCGCCUCGGCAAACAUUUAAAAUACAAAAUAAGCGGAAAAUUGUUUUGUGAUAGUGUGCAUUGCUUGAUGAAGAAAGAUGGUGAAAUCUGUCAAAAAAAAAUUCACCGGAGGAAAAAAAAAUACAAGCGACGCAGCGACAUACAUAUCUUGGUGUGGCCAAAACACAAGAGACAAAAAAGAAAAUGCUGAAAGUAUGCUAAAUAAUUCCGGAAAAUCAAUUAAAAUGAACGAAUUUUUUAAUUUAACUCCAAGUUGAUAGGUUUCUUCAUAUAGUGAAUUUGAAGAGCUCACACAAAUUUGAAAACAAAAACACCUUCGAAAAAGCUCCUUUGCUUCGUUUACAAUGAACUAUAUUUGCAAAAUGACAAAAGAGAAAUCGACAUCGAUAGUAGCAGAGUGUAGCCGUGCAAAAUAAACAUCAUGUAAUCAAUUAAAAUUAGCCGAAAUAAUUAAACAACACGAUGUCGGAAUUGAAAUAGGAAAUUUUUACAUUUUUUCACUCUUGUACCUACAUCUCGUCAAAUAAUUGGCAAUCGAGCUGUAAGUUAAUUUUGUCACUGUAAACUACUGUGUUCGAUGCUUGUUUCAACAUUAUACCGAUAUCUGUAUCAUUACUUCCUUGUGCCCCUUCAUCCCCGUCCGUCGAUUCUUUUUCACUCUUCUGACGAUCGCCGAUUUUUUUUUGUUCAGAAUGUAGAUGAAUUACUCGAUCGUUGGUAUUAAAAUUGAAUAAUUAAAAUAGGGCUGACAGAACGGCACGGUCGUUUCGACUAUUGCUGCAAUAUACUUUUUAUAUCAAAAUGUAAACAAUUAUUUUUAGCAAGUGUGAGUAUAUAUGCGUGCGUUUAUUGUAUAUUGUCAUCAGAUGUAGGAUUGAUACAAUUUUUGUUUGUUCAUAAUUCGGACGAGUAAACAAAACAAAAUAAAACAAAACAAAAGAAAGAAACAAAAGAAAGAAUAGAGUAAACAAAAUGAAACCAAAAUUGUGCGUUUUUGACGUUUCGUGAGAUCAUUGACGGCUGCUACACACGUCGGUGAGUGUGUGUAUUUGUGUGUGUAGACCGCAGCUCGCGUUCAGCAUUUUAUCAUAUUGUCAUCGAUUGCUGUGCCCCGCAACGAUCGAUCACAUUUUCAUCUCAUCAAUGGAAACCAAACGUGAUUCAGCACCAUCACAAUUGUCGUCGUCGAGCCUAUCAUAUGUAUCGGAACGAGUGGAGCUGCUAUUUUUGUCACGUGCCAGUGAAAAAAUUGGAACAUUGCGAUUGCCGUCAUUUCAACCGAAACUUCUCUCUCCAUGGAUACAACACAAAAUGGGUUGCUUAGGAAGUAAAGAUCGUCUUACAAAAGAAGAUAUGGAGUUCUUAAAAUCACACACACGCUACGAUGAGGUGACAAUCAAAGAAUGGUACAAAGGGUUCAAACAAGAUUGUCCCAACGGUCGUUUAACUCCAGCCAAAUUCGUGGAUAUGUACAAAAUGUUUUUCCCAUCUGGUAAUGCGGAAGAAUUUUGCGAUCACGUAUUCAGAACAUUUGAUAUGGACAAAAAUGGCUAUAUUGAUUUUAAGGAAUUUCUACUGGCGAUCGAUGUUACCUCAAGCGGUACACCUGAAGAAAAACUGAAAUGGGCAUUUAGAAUGUACGACGUUGACGGCAAUGGCGUUAUAGACAUACAAGAAAUGACGAAAAUAGUCCAGGCAAUUUAUGACAUGUUGGGCGCGUGUUCGUCAAACCGACCGGCUGACUCGGCGGAAGAGCGUGCCAAAAAUAUAUUCGCCAAAAUGGAUGAAAACAACGAUGGACAAUUAACUCAAGAAGAAUUUUUGAAGGGAUGCUUACAAGAUGAAGAGCUGUCGAAAAUGCUUGCACCAUAAGUAUCGUAAAAGAAAAAGCUCAUCAAGACACACAGCUUCAAUAUGAUUGCAAAAACGCAGCGUUUAAUGAUCGAAUCAAAAACAUUUCUGUUUACUUCUGAUGCAUAAUUUUGGUUUCAUUUAAAUUCAAAUCUGAUGAAAUAUACGUUAAUCCACCAACAAAAUACUAUAACACAUUUGAAAGAUACACACCGUUGAAAAAGCGUCGGCAUUGUACUAUUUGCAAACGCCAACGUCCUUUUGACGAACAGUUACAUACAGGCAACAAUAUCAUAUGAAAAAAAAAACCAUACCUUUGCUAGCGAAUAGAAUAGAAAAAAAAACAGGAGACUUCUAACAUGAAAUUACGAAGUCUCAUUAUUCACAAACACACACACGCAGAGAAAUAGAGAGACGGGUAGUGUUGUAAUGUUGGGUAAAAGAUUUCCAAAAUAUAAGUACUUAUUGAAAGACACAAUUAAAUAAUAUGAAAAUUGGUAGGUAGUCCGUAUGUGCUAUAUUUUCAUUGUCAUCCGCCAUCCACCUUCAACUUAUGAAAGCAAUCAACCGAUUUCUCACAUGUUUCUUUUACAAUAUAUUCAAAUAUAAGCGUAUAUGUUUUGAUUAACUGGGAGGAAUAGAUUUUCUGUUUUGUGCAUUCUCGUCUAGAAAACUUGUCACAAAACAAACCAAUGCGUGCAAAGAUGCGACCAAUGCGAACUAUGAAUAUAUUUAAAACAUAAAUAAUGUACACACUCUCGGUUCGAAUUCAUCGGCAUUUGGCCACGAUAUGUCCAGAUCUCCUAUCCGAUAGAAAUAUUCAAGCAGAUAUUUAUAUUUAUGAGCGAGCUCCCUGGAUAUGUUUCUCUUCACAUGGCCAAUAUUUCUCACCACUUGGUCAACUGUACUCUUACAAACACAUCCACAUACGUAUAUAUAAAUAUUCAUAUUUAAACAAACUAAAAUAUAUUUAAAAAAAAAUCGAUGAUAUUGUGUGUUAUGGCUAGAUGUCUAUGUUUUUAAAGAAUAAUUUUCGAAUCUGAUUUUAGCAGCAUUUUGUUUGAGCAUUUUAGUGGACACUUGUUCUUGUUUAUUUUUUUUUACCAUUACAAUUAACUUUCAUUUGAGACAUGAUAUUUUAAAAAAUUUGUAGAUUUUAAUUCGAAUAAUUUCAUUUCUACAAAGCAUUGUCUUCAAUUGUGAAAUACUUGAUAUUAUUCAUUGGAAUACUACGAUUUAUAGGAUGAAUUCAUGCCACUCUUUUUCCGCAAACGCAAAACUGUACUAGUUAGGAAAUGUUCAUAUUGCACCGAACAACUCUUCUACUUAAGAAUUACACACAAAAUGACAUUGCAUUUGAGAAAAAAGAAAUCAUUGAACGCGCUGCUAACACAGGCAAAUCAACCAUACCAAAUAAAUUGUGCACCAAAAAGAGAAAAAGAAAAUCAGCGGGCAAAAAUAUAACAAAAAAUCAUUCGAAGAAAAAAAAAAUAUUAACACGAACAAAAUCUCUAUCACCUAAAACAUUUAAUAUUUAAAAGGCAUAAUUAUACAAUCUAUGGAUAUUAACAUACAAAUAAUUAAAGUCUAAUUAAAAAUAAUGAAUUAAAAAUUGAAAAAUUAAAACAAUCAAGCAAACAAACGUAAUCGUUAUUGUGAUUGCAGCAUACAUAAUGGAAUAAUUUUGUCAAAGUUGAAAUGUAAAAUGCGCUGCAACUGUAUGCAAAAAGAGGCAAUUCAAUCAUUUGACAUGGUACAGUUGUUACACCUUGACAACUCGAACUCUUUAUUUCACAACGUAUGCAAAUAUUUAGCAUGAAGAGGGGGAUAAGCUGUAGACCAUCAAAUAUCUUGUAUUCAAUUCGAGUAUUUCACACCCUCCACUUAUGACAAUGGCUGUUAUUUUGCCGAAUUUCAUUCCGAAUGCUCGAAUUAUUUACAUAUUUCAUUCUACGCGUUGAAUAAAAACUGAGAUGACACUAGCCAUCACUGUUUUGACGUUGAGCAAUAUGCGAAACAAUUUGAAGUUGAAGUGCAUUCGAAUUGUGUGAAUUCUGUUCAAUUCGCGAAUGGAUGACUCCUCUAGAUAAGAGAAAAACAUGUCAAAUAUUUCAUAUUAUUCAGUUGAAUGCGCUCAAUAUUCACAUUUAAAUCCACUUUGUAUGCGUAUUCUAUUUUUCAAUGUUUUCCAUUGAAAUUAGUCGUCUUUUCCGUGUUUUGCAAAUGGAACAAACAAAAAAAAAGUAAUAAAAAAAAGGUUUACCAAAUAAAUCAUACUUGAGGGACACAAACAAAAAGCCAUUUGAGAUUCUGAUUUCAAAAAUGGUUCAUAUUCCGUUUGGUUUUUUGAAAACGAGAUAUAAAUUGAGUCUGUACAACGGAGUAAUAAAACUCGAGUGAAAAGAAACGGUUUGUAUGCAAAAUCGAAAAAUACAAACCAGUUUUUAAUACGUUUUUGCAUGGAAAGAACUAAUUUUUCGUUUGAAAAAAAAAACAAAAAAUAUGAAUCGUUUUUGAAGUCAGAGUCCCAUUUAUUCACUUAGACAUUUCUAUAAAAAAAAUGAAAGUUUUAAUGAUAUUUUCUUAAUGGAUAAUUAGCGAAUGCAAUCUCUGAUUGACAGACGGAGAGCUACGAACAUCGAACGAUUGUUCGAUUGCUCGUUUGCUCGAUCGCUGUCUUUCGUUUCUCGAUCCGUGAUAAUAUUGUCGGACAUAUUUGCACAUUUUAGACCAAUUAAUGAGCUCGAUUUACAUGCACAUAUGGGCAUGCAAUCACUUGACACUUUUGUCGCUUAAACUCUUUUAUUUUUUUUAAAUCAAUUCGAAAUUUAGCAGCCAAAAACGAAGAUCGAAAUGACGUCAUUCAAAUAACCCGGUAUAUGCGUAGCUUUACUUUAUCCUUUCGUUGUGUGUUCGUUUAUUCAAAACGAUGACCGAGGAAAAAAUGGGUAAAUAAAAGCUUCAUAUAUAAGUGAUGUUUCGAUGCGGCAUAAUAACAAACAGUCGAAAUGGAUUUGAUUUAUUUCGAUUUUUAGCUAUCCCCUUAUAAUGACAACUCUCAAUCAAUUAUACUGGAAAUUUACACUCAAACACUCACACAAAUCAGCUUUGUUUAAAGCAUUUCGACCUAUAGUUCUUUUUAAGUCACGUAACCAAAUGAAAACCAAACAAUUUACACAGAAAACAUAUUUAAAACCAAAUAUUUGCUUUAUUUCAACCAGGCAACGUCUUCUCUUUUUUUAUAUGCAUAUUUAGAUGUAAAAAAAAUGAAUUAAAUAAAAUUAUAUAUUUAAAAUGAACGUCAGAAUAGAUUUUCGGCAUUGGACUAGGGUGCACCGCCAUAGGUUCGGUAUUUCAUUUGAGUUACAUCACUUUCGCAAUUCAAUACUUGCGGAUCCCAUACAAAUCAAAUCGAAUUAUGCAUUAUCGUAUGAUUUUCUACAAUCAAACCGAUGUGCAGAGAUGACUGAAGCGCACCCAAGUGCGCUAGAGCGCACUCGAGAGCACUAGUGUUGUUUUUUUUUCGUUGUUUUUUUCGUUCUAUACCUUUUUGGCCAAAAAUUUUUUUUCUAUCAAUAUUUUGUCUAAAAUAACAAAGAAUACGUUUUCUGCCCUGAAAUGAGAGCUGGUAUUCGCAUUGUGCGAUCACACGCACUUAGUCAUUGCGCAUAUUAGCUCUAUUUCACAAUCGAUACUUUUGGGGAUUUUUCUUUACAUACACCAAAGUAAAUGUGGUUUUUCAAAAGCCAUUCUUCGUUAUGUUAGACAAAAUAUUGAUACACCUUUUUUAGCCAAAAAGAUAAAGUAGAACGAAGAAAAUAACAAAAGAAACAACACAAAUGCUCGAGUGCGCUUCAGUCAUCUCUGCCGAUGUGCUUGUCACAUGCCGAAAACUAUUUCUACUUAAUUCUAUAACAUGAACAUUUGUAAAAAAAAACUAUUAAGAAUUCUAUUUUCGCGUUAAACUAAAAGAAAAAAAAAGAAUCUAUUUGAUAAAAAUGAAGGAGAACUUAAACUUGAAUUAAGUAUGAAGGAAAUUAAUUAACAACAAACAACAUGAACAAGAAGAAAACAACAACAAAACAAAUUAUAGGGUAAUCUACUACUUUUGCGCACCAUUCGAUUUUUACGUACAAUUUUACGGCUAUUUCUCACUUAGUUGGAUGGAUAGAUAAAAUUUAAAAAUAAAUUUAAAUUAUAUUUACGAUAAAUAAUUGUAAUAAGAUUCGAACUUAUAGACAAAAGAAACAAAAAUAACACAUACACACACUCACUCACAUAACAGAGAAUCAUUUGCAUAAAUGUGAAAGAACAAUCAUCAAACUGAAACAAUUUUGUUUUCAUAACAUCAAUUAUUUCAAAGCUUUCAAACAUUUAUGUCACACAGAAAUAUAGAUAAUGGAGGAAAAAAAUGGAAAAAAAAGUUUUGUCUCUUUAAGUCACUAUAUGUCCUAUUGUCUGCUCUCCAAUUUGAACAAAAAAAAAACAUUCUCUUCCUAUGAAAUUUUGCAUGUGCAAAGUUUUUGUCUAUUUUUAACGCUAACCAAAUGGCAAAUCCAAAUCAAAUCGAUAAAAUAUUCUAUUCUCUAUUCCAAUCAUUUUGGAACUGCGUUUAUUGGAAUUUUUUUUUGAUUUAAUACAGCCAACGAAUCGAAAAAUGCCAACAAAACCGAACAUUCGCAACCGGUGACAUCGAACUUCGUACAAAUAUUUUACCGAAUGUAUUUAAGAUAUCCCGAAGAAUGUUUUAUGGCAAAAAAAAUUGAAGCCCUCGACUGGAUCAGAUACGACAACCGUGACAAUGAUUGGUUCGAAAUUGGGUAGAUAGCAAUCAAUAUUUGUGGAAAUCGACGGUUUUACAUUUGAACAAAUAUCAAUCAUUCGUGUAAAAAUAAAUAAAACGUGUAAAAUUUGCAAACUGACACCCUCUCACCUUUGGAUUUUCGUUUAAAAUUACGACCAGAAUGGGAAUUUUUCUAACAACUUUCAAAGAAUUGCAAGUCUGCGUUACAAUUUGAGGCUCGAAUGGCGUAACUAUCCCAUAAACUCUUUUUAUUCGGGUAGGACAUCAUGAACAUGCUGCUAGAGUAUUUGUACGGAUUUUGAUGUUACCCCGUAUUUUAUAUUAUAAAAGUAUAUAUUUCAAUCUAUACAAACAAAGAUCUCUUCACCAUUUACUGCAUCACUGUUGAUGUUUCAUAACUUAUUCAUUUUCAUUUCAUACACAAAAUAUGAUAUACUUUCAAAUCAAGUUUUGAAUGCCUUCUCUUCUUUUUCGAUACCUGUACACCUGUUUUGUUCUCUUUUUUAACACUUUUCUACGAUUAUAAACAAAAAAAAAUACAUAAAAAUAUUAUGAUAAAGAUCUAUAUGAUGUUAACUGGAUUUAAAAAAAAGUGUAUGAUACACACUAAGAAUUCACCAACUCUAGUGAAAAGAAAUAAGGAAAACUUCGAGAGCAAAAUACACACACACAAAAAACACAUACACACACUCAACAAGAACAAAUGAAUAGACAUACCAAUGAAAGUUUAUGUAGCAUAUUAAUCGGGUUAUUUAUAUAUUAAAGGCAUUUGAAAAGUAAAAAAAAGCAAACAAAAAAAUGAUAUCAUGAACAACAACAAGAACAAAAACUAUCGAAUUAUUUAAUGAAGUAAUAUUUAAAUGCAACACAACUAUGCAUGUUUCAUGCCACGUAAAAACUCUUCAAACUUGAAAUAGUUGAUUUAAGUAUUAUUAUUAUUAUUACAAUACCCUUUGCUGAUAUACAAUCUAAUUAAUGUGAAACAAACACACAAAACACACAUUGUACAAGUUUUGCAACAGGAAACCAAGUCAAAAAUCGAUAAGAAGAGAUGGGUAUAUAACGGAUGAUCAAAUUAAAAGAAUAAAA